Haemonchus placei is the source of this 186-nucleotide messenger RNA. NCBI's taxonomy places the organism in Eukaryota, Metazoa, Nematoda, Chromadorea, Rhabditida, Trichostrongylidae. The record is from the annotation of a GenBank genome assembly.
AUGAAAUUUGUAGAAGGAACGUUUAUUGAAACGAAAAACAAUAAUUUGAAACAAAAAUUAAGGUCUCGUUGUGCAAUAUUUGAUGUUUACAAAUACUGGACCGGUGUCUUCUUAUGCUCUUCAGCUGCAGCAUCUGUAAUGAGGAAAGCCUUCAAACAAUUGCAAUUAAGAGGAAACGAUUCUUGA